CUUUGAACCCGUCUUAUCUCUUCGCUUGUUUGUUAGACUUCGACUGAAUUAGAAUUCUUGAUCUUUGUAUUCAAUACAAUGUAUUGUAUCUUCUAGAUUCUAGAUGUAGAUCUGUAGAUCUAUAAACCUGUUCCAAUUUUGACUGAAAAAAAAGGUCUUCAAGCAAAACUUAUUUAUGAAACUGAGCAGUUGAACUACUACAUAGAAAAAUGGCCAGCAGAAUUUUGACCAAUGCUAUAAAAACAGUUCCUAACAGAUCAAUCAACUUCUUCUCACUGCCUUUGAAAUAUUACACAGCGUGUGGUAUGGCAGCAGUGGCUUCACAACUUUUCUCUCCAACACAUGCAUCAGCAGCUCCCUUGCACACUUCAACCAACUCCUGUGCCUCAGAUGAAAUGACAAAAGCACAAAAAGCCAAAGAAACAGAUGCACCUACCAUAUUUGCAAAGAUUAUAAACAAAACUAUUCCUGCUAAAAUAUUGUAUGAAGAUCGUGAGGCUGUAGCUUUUGCUGAUGUUUCACCCCAGGCUCCAGUUCAUUUUCUAGUUAUCCCUAAGAAGUUUAUAUCAAUGCUCAGUAAAACUACUGAAGAAGAUGAACAGUUACUAGGGCACUUGUUGUUUGUGGCCAAUAAAGUAGCUCAGCAACAGAAACUAGAAAAAGGUUACAGAGUUGUGAUAAACAAUGGACAAGAUGGAGCACAAUCAGUCUAUCACCUGCACCUCCAUGUCAUGGGAGGCAGACAGAUGAAAUGGCCCCCUGGUUAAGUCUUCUGGAUUCAAUGCAUUUUUUUAUCGAUAGCAUAAAACAUGAUGAUUUUAACAAUAUUUGUUGAUCUUCGCUUAAUUUAGCAUCAUUUUUUAAGCUUCCUAAACUUAAUUAAGUAUUCUGUAUAAAGAAUGUUACGCUUUAUUGUAUUUAUUGCUUUAGCACUGUAUUUUGCAAUUUUUGCAUUUGUGAUAAAUUUCAUGUAAGAUUAUUUUUAUAAAAUGUUAAUUCCGUACGGUUAACAAUGUUGUUUGAUUUGUUAUAUCCAAUAAUAACAAAUUCUACACCCUUCUUAAAAUUCAGAAUGAUGAAUUUAAUUUUCAAAAUAAACAUAUUCA
Messenger RNA from Physella acuta, 1106 nucleotides. RefSeq names its product adenosine 5'-monophosphoramidase HINT1. Gene Ontology annotation, molecular function: catalytic activity. The record is from RefSeq and is a predicted model, not a curated record. NCBI's taxonomy places the organism in Eukaryota, Metazoa, Mollusca, Gastropoda, Physidae.